This is a messenger RNA of Podospora bellae-mahoneyi, 2614 nucleotides long. RefSeq lists its product as uncharacterized. The coding region runs from base 1 to 2496 and encodes 831 amino acids. The transcript is spliced from 2 exons. Lineage: Eukaryota; Fungi; Ascomycota; Sordariomycetes; Sordariales; Podosporaceae. The record is from RefSeq and is a predicted model, not a curated record.
AUGGCCUCUCACACACCUCAAUACGGUCAGCAGCAAUCGACAAAUGCCGACUAUCAUGGCCUCCAACAACAGGACCCUACCUUGUCAGACCCUAUUGCGCCGACUCCUGGAAUGACCUCUUCCCCAGCAUCCCCUCCCCUUCCUCGACGUGUAACCUUUUUCCAGAGAACAGGAAGGAAUGGGUCGCAAGCAGGCAUUGGGCUGGGUAUAAAUCAACAAGGCGGGACAACAGACUACGGCCGAGUUCGACAAGCCUCCCCUUUGGGCAGUCCCCCAUAUGAUGAGACCAAAACAGCCCAUGGUCUUCACCAAAACGAGUAUUACGCCGGAAUACCCGAAACGCCCGGCUUCUAUUCUCAAUAUCAGAACAGAGACCUGUCCCCGGAUGGCCCAGAAAAGCCACCGCUACGACCACCACGUUGCUCAUGGAGCUGGCUCAACGCACCAUGGGUGAUGUAUGCCGCCUUGUUUCUUGGCAUCGUCUUUGCAGGCUCCCAUCAUGCCUUCUACGUCAGCUUGAACGGGAAGCCAGCGGAUGACCAGUUGAAGAUGAUGAGGUUCGGCGGCUUCCUUUCGUAUGCCUCUAAAGCAUCCCUCUUCGCUGCCGUUUUCUUUGCGUACCGGCAACAGGUCUGGGUAACAGUGAGAAGGCGCCAUUUGAGGCUCAAGACUGUCGACGGAAUCUUCGCCAUCAGCCAAGACUUGACAGGCUUGUUCAACACCGAGAUCUGGAGGAAAAGCAAGGUGGUGAUUUUCCUUGCCGUUAUUAUGUGGCUGUUUCCCCUCGUCGUCAUCUUGACUCCUUCCUCUCUCACUGUCGAGCUUCGAGAAGAAGCAAAGCAGGCCGAGUGUAGCACUGUGCGGACACUCAAUUUCGACGCCGAACGCAAAAAGAACUGGCGGCUGGCUGAUCGACUCUAUGGCUACCCCGGUUUCUCGCUCUCGCUUUGGAAUUGCACAGUGACCAACUCGUCGGAGGUCUUCGAGCCCUACAACCAGACUUUCUACGACUACUGGGAUGGCAUUAGCCAGCCUGCUGAUUUGGUGACAAAGCAAACCGCCUACUCCGGAAAUGUCGUGCCUCGAGAAAAUGUGGCUCUUGACACUUGCGGAAGGGGGUGGAAUUGCAGCUAUGUUAUCACCUUUGAGGCACCAGGUUACAAGUGUGAUGAACUAGGUCGAGGCCUGAAUAUGGAUAACAAAGCCCUUCGAGAUCGAGGAGCACCUUUUGAUUCCUCUGAUCUGAUCCCAAAAGGAGAUUAUGCCUACAUUGCCGAUGUUAUGGCUGGCGAAUACGCCAGACCGCAGGUUGACACACUGGAAGGGGGCGUGCCCGUUAAGAAGCCAUUUCCGAGACAUUUGGGUGCCCUCCGCACAGAGCCUGUCCUUUGGAUAGGACACUCGGUUCGCACAAGGCCAAACGACGCUCUGCCGCCAUCCAAAAAGGACAACGCUGAUUUCCAGUCCGGGUACGAACCAGUCAUAUUUCGAUGUGAACACUACGUAACCCGGUAUACUGUUCAGUUUAAUCAUACUUUCUCCUCCCAGUCGACUAAAGUCAUCCAAAAAGAGCACUUGAAGCCCAUCAUCGAUACCAAACUGGAGACUGCUAACAGCACUCUUUCGGAUGGCACCAAUGAUACUACGACUGCCCAGCCAAAGAACAAUUAUAUUCUUCCCUAUCCGGACUACGAGCUCUACCGGCUAUCAGCCGCGUACCAUUCCCUAGGUCUGGGUUUUCGGCAGUUUCUAAAAGGCAGGAUUCAUUACAUCCCGUUCCCGAAUCCGACCACAGAUGCUACCCAGACUCGGCUCAUCGACAAGGCUACUUUUCUCGCCGUUCCGAACCUCAUGGACGCUGUUCAGGAGUUUUAUGAGAACAUCACUCUCUCGCUGCUCUCCAACCCGCAAUUCAUGAUAGUAUCAUGGGCUGCGGAACCCCAGACCCGCUCCGGCGUGACAGCUUCCGAAUCACCUGAAGACGACACCAGUCCGAAAUACCCCUGCGUGAAAACCCGCAUCGCAAACUCGUACCUGUAUGUCCAGCGCGAUCUGUGGAUAGCCUAUUCAAUUGGCAUCUUGGCUACCAUCAUCUGCGUCGGCUUGGGAACCGCGGCCCUGGCGCAGAACAACUACCAUGUCAGGGAUGUCAAAGUCUCCUCUGUUAUAGCAGCGACCAGAGCCCCUUGCCUGGAGGAACUGCCGUGGAAGACAAGCAAAUGGGGCGAGGUGCCGUGGGAGAUCAAGGAGACCAGGCUGGGGUAUGGGGUUAUCUCUGAUCGGGAGAGCGUCGGCACGCCACGGAUUGGGACAGGGUUGUCGAACAGGCCAACUACGGCCAAUUCGACCGGGGCCUCAACUGUUGGGAAUGGGAGGGUGUAUUAUGGGUUUGCGCCGCCAGAGGUGCUUGAGAGGACAAGAAGAGAAACGUUUGGCCCUGAAAGGGGGAGGCCGAAGAGUAGCCCAUUUUCGUUCAAGAUUUGGGAGCAUUCUUAGUUGCUGGUUUGCUUUCUUUCUGUUUUCCAUUUUUUAUCAGGGUUGAUCAUAGCGAGGUUGCAUCAUGGAAGGGAGGUGCUGAUUAAUGGUUGGAGGAAUCGACAAGUUGACGGUGCUG